Molecule: messenger RNA, 747 nt
Organism: Protopolystoma xenopodis
Lineage: Eukaryota; Metazoa; Platyhelminthes; Monogenea; Polystomatidea; Polystomatidae
Source: the annotation of a GenBank genome assembly
UUGCUAGCAUCGAGAGACUAUCUAUACUACCCUAGAGAGCAAUGUUUCAUCUCUUUUCUUUGUACUGCUCGCGGUUGUUAUACUCUACAUGUUUUUUUUUGGACCUCAGCAGGUAUAUUUCUCUCAACCUCCGGCGAAACUCCACCCUCGAACAGCGGGCACUACAGCAACCCUUCUUCUACGAACGGUUGUUCCUUAACACGACCGAACUUGCCCCAUAAAUUGCCAUCAGACACCUUUCAAGAUUUCUCAAUGACCUCGGCCGAAUCUGGCGAUUUAGAUUCCGGCCACGCCGGUUUCGGAUACCAACCGCCUGUGCCUAGUCGCACGGCCUCUUUUGGUGCUCCCAACAAGGCCGUAUUAACUGAAAACAUGCAGGGCUUGCCCUCCGGUCGCCGACUGGCCGAUCAGAUGAAAAUGCAGGCUUACUCUCAUCUACAGACACUGGCACAAGCCAAGGCUAACUACAACCCCGGCGCUGCCAGCAUCAACCAAAAUGCCAAUGUUAACUUCGUCGGCGGCCUGACGAACCUGCGGCUGGAUGAAGUCGAGUGUCAAACCGCUGCCGGAGGACCAAUGGCCCGAUCACUCGGAUACCCAACGACGCAGCAGUCGUUGCAAUCACAAGUGUCCACAGGAUUGCCUGCCCGUGGCUAUGCAAAUUCAGCGGGUGAGUCAGAAGAAACCUUUAAGGCACGAUUAUUUUCUAUGGGCAUAUGCUACAUCUCCCUUCGGGGUUCCGAGUAG